AGGUGGGCGCGUCUAAAGCGAAGAAGCAGGAGAAGGCAACGAAGGAGGUCCUGCAGCGCAAGACCUUCGCACGGAUCUGCGAGGAGCCCAACGAAGGGGACGCGAAGCUGGCGAAAUCGCUGAGUGAGAAGGACCUGAAGAAGGUGGUGGAGAAGGCCUCCAAGGGCAUUAUGACGGCAGAGCAGGCUGACAGCGUUGCGAAGAAGAUCCAAACUGAAGGAGUUGAGAAGCUCUCUGAUGAGCUUCUCACUCAAGAAGAAGAGGCCAUUGAGAAGAUCCUUCAAAAGGCCGAUAAGGCUGCAUCUUUGAUGGCGCUGGAGGCGAAUGAGACAUUGCCGGGUUCUCUCAUGGAACUCAGCCAAGCCAAUGAACAGCAGCUGCAGGGCUUCUGGUUCGGGAUGACAUCUCUUUUGAUCUCGAUCAUUGCUCGCGUCAUUUACUUGGCCACGGGCGGAGCCUUCGCUUUGUUUCUCUGCCUGUUGAGUUUCGGGGAGCUUUCAGUGGGUGUCCACAAGGAGUUCACCAUGGUUCAGCAAUUGAUGUGGCCACUAACCUGCCCGGUCAUGGUGUUGCGCUUUGCUGCUGGCUUUGGCAGCAACCCGGAGAACAGGGGCGUCUUCUCCGAGACCGAGAGCGGCUUGGGCUGGGAUGAGGUGAUGGAGGCCUUUCAAUAUUAAUAUAUGACUAUUUCAUGUGACUGAAGCACUGACCCAUCCGCACUGCGGUUGCCUCUGCAAUGCUGAAUGUCACGGCGGUUGCUUCUGUCGUGGCCCAUCCGCCCCAAAGCACGGAUGGGGCCGUCCGUUCUGUGACGUGCACCUGUGGAGUGCAAGGGUGGAAGUACUGUACACUGUGCAUGCGAUUCGUGGGACGAGUCAGUGACUCCGGCAACGUGAAGGAACAUUUCAUUCGAUGUCGUAUUAUGUACUUUCGUCCCUGGCGAUUUAGAUGCAAAAGGAUGGGAGCACGGAGUACUGUAGAUACUUUUUAGUUGAGAAAAGAUACUACAUUCAUUCAAGCUAGUGUGCAUCGUAUAGAACGUCAGUGGCACAACAUAGAUUUGCUUAUUCCUUAGCAUUUUUCAGUGCUUGGAACAUUUCAUUCGAAAACAUUGCUUCUUCUCUGACCGUUUCUCAAGCUUGACAUUCUCAGCCCCCUCUCGUUCUUUGUUAAAAAGCUCUAUCAUGGCUCGGUUCCAAGUGGUCGUGCUUGCCUUCCUCUUUAUGAACUUCAAUUUGACCGGAGCCAAACGCACCGUGUCUGGUUCCGGCAACUCCAUGGAUGUGGUUUCUUCUGUCCCAGAGUCCGACUCACUCUUGGACCUGGACUGUGAUGUGGAUGCCGAGGAUCAAGAGAUCUAUGGUCCGAAA
Molecule: messenger RNA, 1370 nt
Organism: Durusdinium trenchii
Lineage: Eukaryota; Dinophyceae; Suessiales; Symbiodiniaceae
Source: the annotation of a GenBank genome assembly